GCGCGAUCGCUGCCUUCCGGCGGGGCCGUUGUCCGGGUGGCGCGGGCGAGUCAUCGCGGGGCCUCGCCGCCCGGGCCUUUCUUCCCUCCCCCUCCCCCCCGCCUGGGCGUGGGGGCUCGGCCGGCCAAGUGGGGCGGGAGGCGCCUCGGACCUUCCCCUGCAUUUCGUCGUGGUCUGCUCGCCGCUUCCCCGCGCUGGGGCCGGGGGUCCUGGGGGCCCGCGAGGCCCGGUCUGAGCGGCCGGGGCCUGCGUGGGCCGGCCGCCGGGCCCCAUGAGGCACAGCCUGACCCAACUGCUGGCCGCCUCGGGCACCGACUCCCCGGCCCGCAGCGACAGCCCGACGCCGGCCGCCGCCCGCCCGCUGCCCCCGGCCCGGACCCAGGCGGCGGCGGCGGAGGAAAAAGAGCCGGCGGUCUCCAGGUCUCCACGCCGCGAGCAGCCGCGCGGCGGCCUAGAGGCCGAGCUGGCGGACGGCAGGGGGGGCCGCGGCGGCGGCAGCGGCGGCCGCGGGGCGGGGCGCGCGCCCUCGCCGGAGGAGAUGGAGGAGGAGGCGGCGGCGAUGGCCGGCGUCCCCGGGGAGGAGACGGAGGACAUGGACUUCCUGUCCGGGCUGGAACUGGCCGAUCUGCUGGACCCCCGGCAAGCGGACUGGCACCUGGAGCCGGGGCUCAGCUCGCCGGGGCCCCUGUCGUCCGGCGGAGGCUCGGAGAGCGGCGGCCUGUGGCGAGGGGACGACGACGACGAGUCCGCGGCCGCCGAGAUGCAGCGCUUCUCCGACCUGCUGCAGAGGCUGCUGAACGGCAUCGGCGGCGGCGGCGGCGGCGGCAGUGACAGUGGCGGCGGCGAAAAGAGGCGGAGAAAGGCCCCCGGAGGCGGCGGCGGCGGCAGCGGCGGUAGCAGCGGUAGUAGCGGCAGCGACAGCAACCCGGCGGCGGCGGCGGCGUCCAAGAGCCCCCGGAAGGCGGCGGCGGCCGCCGCGCGGCUGAACCGGCUCAAGAAGAAGGAGUACGUGAUGGGGCUGGAGAGCCGGGUGCGGGGCCUGGCCGCCGAGAACCAGGAGCUGCGGGCCGAGAACCGGGAGCUGGGCCAGCGCGUGCAGGCGCUGCAGGAGGAGAGUCGCUACCUGCGGGCCGUGCUGGCCAACGAGACGGGCCUGGCUCGCCUGCUGAGCCGGCUGAGCGGCGUGGGACUGCGGCUGACCACCUCGCUCUUCAGGGACUCGCCCGCCGGGGACCACGACUACGCGCUGCCGGUGGGGAAGCAGCAGCAGCAGCAGCAGCAGCAGCAGGACCCGCUGGAGGAGGACGACGCGGCGGGAGGAGUGUGUCUCCAUGUGGACAAGGAUAAGGUGUCGGUGGAGUUCUGCUCGGCGUGCGCCCGGAAGGCGUCGUCUUCUCUGAAAAUGUAGGGUCAAGUAAUCUGCCCUUUAUCCGCGUUUUCCCCUUUCAACUCCCUUACACCAUGUAAAAAAAAAAAAAAAAAAAAACCUUAGUGUGGGACAUCGUCACUGGACACAUGUCAGUUUCUUUUUUAGGUGAUUUACUUCCUGCCAGGCUCCGUUGUAGGGGUUUCAGGACAGUGGUUCCCGCCUCACCACCUGGUAAGGUUCCAUCUCUUCACGUAACGCUCAUGCUCUGCUGCUUAGUCUACUUUAAUGGGCAACAUCUCAAUUUUGUGUGUGUGUGUUUGAUUUUUUUUUUUCCUGAUUUUUUUUUUUUAUUUUUUUUUAUUUUUUUUUAUUUUUUUUUUUAAGAAGGCGGGAGGGGAAUUGAAUUUGGGCCCUGUCCACCCUGGAAACAGACUUGUGCUGGUCAAUAAUGUAUUUAAGAUGCUUCUUAUGGUUGAAAUAGCUGUUACUGUGUCCCCUUGUUCAGACUUGCGUGUACGUACCUAGCUCUUCUGUCCCCAGUGUGGACAAGGCCUUGGAUGACAUCGAUUCCAACUGUACACUGAAAGCUGCUAAUAGAGAUACAGUUUGGAGACAGUGAAACAGGUGAAGUUGGAUGGAAGUUCCGAGUUGUACAAGGUGCAAAUUGGAAUUCCAGAAUUAGAGCAACUUUUCAGAGGUUGACAAUUAAGUGUUCGGGGCAUGCACCAAGGUGAUAGUUAUUUUGCUGGAGGUGACAACAAAAUAACUCUUAAAUAUUCAGUAAUGCCUUUUAGUUUUAAGUAGAUCUAGAACUACAAUAUUCAGAUUAACAGAUUUUUAAUAUCUCACUAUUAGAGAAGUUGAAAAUUAACAUGCAUAUCAGACUCCUGUGUUAGUUAAUUGAAGGAGGACUAAGAAUGGUUAAAUCAAAUGCUUCUUUGAGGACCAGCACAGUGAUGACCCUAUCACUGAGUAUGAAUUAAUUGUUGGACACCUUUAUUUUUGUUGUAUUAAACUUUUAGGUUAAAUUUAUGUAUGAUUCGAUUUUGAAGGUUGUGAAAUGUGAAUGAAAACAUGUAAAGUGAGGCUUCACAAAGAAUCUUAUUUUCCAUAUUUCAAAGAUAUUUAUUUUUAAAAUUGAGUAGUGCUGACUACUUAAUGAAACGAUUGACACUUUCCAAAGAUGAAAUAGAUUCUUCCCUUGAAGUUCUCUAUUGUCCAAUUGUGUAAAUUGAGUUAUGGUGGCCGUCAGUGUAACAGGCAUUAAGAAAUUCUUUGUAAAAAAAAAAAAAAAAUUCUUUGUGAAACAUCACUGUUUGAUAAAGUAUAUACCUAUUUAGCAUCCUUGUUUUUCUUUGUGCUAAAGUGGAUACAGCUGUUGGGGCAGAAGAGACGGGACCAGCUGCUGGCCACAUUUCCUGCUUUAUUUUAAAAGGUAGUAUAAGAAAUGAGGAAAAAGAGGUAAUAUCAGGGCUUCUGCUGUCUUUUCUUUUAAAAUGUUCAUGAUUAAAAAGUUUUUCCAGCAGUCCAAAGAUGUAAGUUAUCUUACACACAAAAUGUUUUAUUUUGUUAUUUGGUUAUGAAAAUGGAAUCCUUGUUCUUGCACAACUGUAAAUGUUUUGUUUCUAGAUAAUAUUAGUUGAGACUUAACUCUGGUUUCCAGUGCAUCACAGCAAUUUUGUAAAACCAUCUACUGCACUUGAGCAUGAAUGGGUAGUAGCCAAACUCUCAGCCUGGAGUUAUGAAACUGCUUAUACCUAAGUGCAGAAGCAAGCCCCUCACGAUGCAGCUGCAUGGAUUUUUAGUGCCUACUGAAUUAUACAUAUACAUAUAUAUAUAUAUAUAUAAACCAAAAGUAAUUGAAAAAUUAUUUAAAAUGACUAAUUUGUGCUAUCAUUAUGAAAUAUGUUAAAUGUAGAUUUUUGAAACAAGUCUUGAAUUGAAAUUUAAUUAAUACUUGAACAUUUUGUAUAUAUUUCUUUGUAUAUAAUUUUGUGCAGUACUAACGACAAAAAUAUGGUGUCAUAAUAAAACCAGGUUUGUUGAUCUUUCAGUUAUGGGCUCAAAGAAUUUUUUCAUCUCUAAUAUGACAUUGAAAAAUAAUGGAUAAGAAUAGGAAAAAUGCUUGUUAAUGCUGAUUGUGGGUCUUAAAGGUUCUGGAAGCAGUAAGUGCGUUUUUCUAAAAAUUAUACCAUUCCUUAGGAUAUUUUCUUCCCAACAUCAGUGCUUUUCCUGGAUUAUUUGAAGUUGGGACGGGGAAAAUAGUAGUCAAAAGCUUUCUGAAUAGGGAUGUUUUGAAAUUCCAAGUGUAGAUUUUUAGAAUGUCAUUUUAUAAAUGGCAAUAUUUGAAAAUACUUGAUUAAGAACUUUUGAAAGUGGAGAUUAGUAUCACCUAAUUUUAAAGCUGCUUUGUUAGGUUUACUUAUGUUUUAACUGUCUUUUCUUAGUUUCCAUUUCAUUUUUUUUUUUCUCUAAUUUUGGUGACUCGGUGAUUUUUGUCAUUUUUUUACAUCAACUUCAUAGUCUUGUUUUACAUGGUAUUGCAUGUAUUUAAGACCUAUCUAACAGGGGCUUUAAAUAAAUUUGGUCAUAUUUAUGUAUAAACACAUUUUACUGUAAAUGCCUUGAGUUUCUGAAUUUACAAUAGAUCUGUUUAUUUCAGUAUGUAGUAAACAGUAUCUUAAAAGUGUCCUAUUCACUACUUGUUAAUUAAAAAAGUUAUGAUAAAUAUGAAA
This is a messenger RNA of Pipistrellus kuhlii (Kuhl's pipistrelle), 4104 nucleotides long. RefSeq names its product CREB/ATF bZIP transcription factor (gene CREBZF). Gene Ontology annotation, molecular function: RNA polymerase II transcription regulatory region sequence-specific DNA binding; DNA-binding transcription factor activity, RNA polymerase II-specific. The record is from RefSeq and is a predicted model, not a curated record. The transcript has 2 exons. Lineage: Eukaryota; Metazoa; Chordata; Mammalia; Chiroptera; Vespertilionidae. The coding region runs from base 272 to 1408 and encodes 378 amino acids. Gene Ontology annotation, cellular component: nucleus.